AUGAACCUUCCAUCCGGCUCCUGCAUCGCUAGAUUCCGCUGCGUCUGCAAACUGUGGAACAACCGUCUCUCAUACCCAGGUUCCAUUUACAACGUACUCUUCACCCCCAACAUUAAUCUCACCGGAGACAGCGAAAUUGCCCAGAUCCUAAUAAAGGGCGCCGAAGUCGGCGUCGACGCAGCUAGUGCUGCCGCUUCUAACCUCAGCGUGGGUUCUUUUCUGCGGGAAGGGCUAAAUGGGUACUGGGAUUUGGCAAAAGAUGAGGACGAGAGCAGGAAAUCGGUCGAGGAAGCCAUUUUCGCUAUGAUGGAGAACUGCCAGAGGAACGACACGUCCGCCUGCGAUCUGAGAACUCUGGAUUUCAAUGCCGAGAGAGAGUACAGAAUGUUCCCAGGCGCGGGAUGGAGAAGCGGCCUGAAGAGUUUUAGAAAUUAG
Molecule: messenger RNA, 435 nt
Organism: Linum tenue
Lineage: Eukaryota; Viridiplantae; Streptophyta; Magnoliopsida; Malpighiales; Linaceae
Source: the annotation of a GenBank genome assembly